AUGUCAAGCUACUUUUUUCAACGAAUAAAAAAUUUACCAACAACUGCUAAUAAUAGUAAUAGUAAUGAUUCGCGAUUGAUGUCAAAUGCAAAAACAACAAUAAAAACAGAAGUGACACCAAGUGUGAGUGAUGAUGAAUUAUUAACUAGCGCAUUACAGUUCGAACAAACACCACAAUAUAAACAAGCUGAAGAACAUGCAAGGAGAGCAAGAGAACCUCAAAUCAAUAAUACGGAUAUACGAACAUUUUUUAAACAACCAAAUUCUCCUAUUGCCAAUAUAUCAUCAUCAUCCUUGUUGAAGUCACUGAACACUUCAGCGAGUACCAGUGAUAUUAUUCCUGUCACAAAUGAUCGAUUGAAGCAGGAAUUGCACACUUCAAAGUCAUCAUCGAAAAAACGACCGGCUAAUGAUAGUAGUGAUGACGAUAUAAUUCCGUUAGAACUUCCUUCGUCAUCAAUUGUUCGACCACCAGUGAAAAAAUUACCGAAUAGUAAACCUGAUUUUCAUUCUUUUGCUCCUCCAAAUCAAUCGGUCAAUGCAAGGACUAAAGCAAUAUUAACAACAUUGCGAAGUAGACGAGCCCGUGGUGAACAAGUUCCAAUGACACAAAUCGUUGCUGAAGAACAAUUGAGAAUACGCGAGCAAUUAAUGCGUAAACCGAAACCGCCAAUAAUAAGUAAUGAAAAAACAACAAGUCAAGAAAAAAAGACAAUCACUGCAGUGAAACGGAAACUUAAUGAACUCGAAUCUCCAGUACCCAAAAAAAUUCGAGCAUCAGACAAAACACCAAAAAAUGCAUUUGAAAGAUUAGUACAUGACGUAACUGAAACGAUGGUUCGCGUAACAUUAACCAAUGCAAUAACAACAGAUACAACAACUGUUAGUUCAUCCUUAGCAUCAUCUCGUUCUGCACUUAAUUUAACUACUGCGCAAUCUUCAUCAUCUAUAUCGAGUACAUUGUCACUUCAGUCAAUAUCAACGAAUAUGAAAGAAAAAAGCUCGAAACGAACAAAAAUGAAUACAUAUGAUGAUUAUCUUAUUUAUAUUCUCAAAUGGCCAGUUUCUUUAGUUGAUGAAUUAGAACCUGAAGCUGGUAUUUUAUAUAAAGAUUUUCUCGGUGAAAAUGUUUAUCCGGUACCAUUACUUGAAUUGUAUUCUUCAUUUGAUGAAUAUGAAGAAAUUACAUUACCAUGGUUAUUCGAAGAAACAUUCGAAGAAAUCAAACGAAGUAUAAAAAUGAAUGAUCACAAAUUAGCUGGAACGGAAUUCGAUGCUGUCCUACAUCAAACACGGAUCUUGAAAUCAGGAAUUUACGAACUUAAAUCUCAAACAUUACACAAACGAAUUCCUAAUACUAGUCAAUAUCGAGAAAUGUUUAGUGAUGAUGAUUUAGUUAUUAUUACUUUGCCAAAUCAACCAGUAAAUAAAAUAUUUGGUCUUGUCCGAAGUGGAGAACGAAUUAUAGAAAAAGCACGCUUACAUAAAUCAUAUCACGAUCAUCCAGAUGUUAAAAUACGACCACCUGUAUGGUUUUGUUAUGAAUACAAUAUUCGUAUAUUCGGUAGUAAUAUGAAGAUUCUUGAUGGAUCGAAAAUAAAGAUUAAAGCAAUUACUUCUUUAACUGCUACUUUACGACGGUUUAAAGCUCUUGCAUCGAUGCGUUCUUGUCCACUAUUUGAAAAUCUACUCAGUCCAUCAUUGAAUGAUGACAUAUUUCAAAUAACCAAUAAACGAGAAAGUUCUAUGGAAGAUAAACAUUAUCAGGCUUAUAAUGAAUCACAAAGAAAUGUUAUUGCUGAAGCUGUAUCAAUGAUACGUGAUACAAGAGAUGAUAAUCAAGCAAAAAUCUAUAUGUGUCAAGGACCACCCGGAACUGGUAAAUCUCAAACAAUUACUGGUAUUGUCAGAGCUCUUUUGCAAUCAACGUUUGCUUCAACUAAUUCAAAUGAUCAAUCUCCAACAAUAUCAUCAUCUGGCACAUCGAAGAAAAUAAAAAUUUUAAUAUGCUGUCCUUCAAAUGGUGGAUGCAAUGAAAUAGUUCGUCGUUUAAUAGAUAUAUUUGCACGUAAAACAACUGAUUCAAAUGCCAAUCAAACUACACCGAACUUACCAUUUAAAUUAAUUCGUUGUGCACGUGGUGGUGCUGUUAGUCAAGAUAUUGAAAGUCUAUCGCUCGACGUACUUGCUCGAAAACGUCUUGAGGAAGUAUUAAAUACUGGUGGACAAAAUGAAGCUAUUGAACGAAAUCUGGCUAAUAAAGAAAAACAGAAAAAACAACUUUUAGAGAGAAUUGAACAAGAAAAAAUGAAACAGAAAAGUACAUCUGCAAAUAAUCGACCUACUGAAGAGGCUUAUUUAGAAUUAAAUUUAAAAGAAAUAAUUGCUAGUAUUCAAAAAUUGCAACAGACAUGUCGAAAAACAAUGCCUGAAUCUGCUCGACGUCAACGUGAGCGUGAGAUUAAAUUAGAAUUAUUACAACAAGCUGAUAUUUGUGUUUCAACACUUAAUUAUGUUGGAAAUUCAAUAUUUGAUUCUUUCUCUCCAUUCGAUGUAAACAAUCCAAUGAAUAAAAAUGAAAAACUCAAAAAACCUCCAGCAUCUUCUUCGACAAUACCAAGUCUAUUCAAUUGUUUAAUUAUCGAUGAAGCUGGUCAAUGUAUUGAAAUCGAUAAUUAUAUUCCACUUCGACUUGGCAUGAAUCGUAUUGUACUUGUUGGUGAUCCUGAACAACUUCCUGCUACUAUAUUAUCUCGACGAGCACUUGAAGCCGGUUUAAAUCAAUCAUUAUUCGAACGACUUUAUAAAUUAUUUAAAUAUGAUUUGAAUAACCCAAUUCGUAUGCUUAACAUUCAAUAUCGAAUGCAUGAUGAAAUAUGUAAAUUUCCAUCAAUGCAUAUAUAUCGUUCGAAAUUAAAAACAGAUAAGUCAAUCAAUCAAAAACGAAAAAAAUUUCUGUUAAAACCAUACAUGAUACUCGAUAUUGUAAAUGGUCAAGAGCAACUUGAUCCUGUGACACAAUCCUAUGGAAAUCCACUUGAAGCAGAUGUUGUUGCACGUCUAGUACAAUUUAUUAAUGAACAAGCAAAAGUACCAUUCAACCAAAUCGGAAUUAUAACUCCAUAUAAUUAUCAAGUUAAACUCAUUGAACAAAAGCUUGUACAGCACAAUCUCCAUCAGCAUAAAAUUGAAAUUGGAACAGUCGAUGCAUUUCAAGGUCGUCAAAAAGAUGUUAUUCUGUUAUCAUGUGUUCGUGCUACACAAAUUACUGAUGCAUCAACAACAGUCGGAAUCGGUUUCGUUGCUAAUCGACAACGGUUGAAUGUUUCAUUGACUCGAGCAAAAUAUGCAAUGUAUAUAUUGGGUCAUAUGAAUUCAUUAAAUGUAAAUGAAGAUUGGCAAAAACUAUAUUCAAAUGCUGUUGAACGAAAAGCUAUUUUUCAAUUGACAUUACCUGAACAAUUCGAAUGGCUUAUUAAACACCAACAAGAAGCCCAAACAGAACUAACUGAAAAGAAAUGA
Molecule: messenger RNA, 3522 nt
Organism: Rotaria socialis
Lineage: Eukaryota; Metazoa; Rotifera; Eurotatoria; Philodinida; Philodinidae
Source: the annotation of a GenBank genome assembly